Messenger RNA from Danio rerio (zebrafish), 2419 nucleotides. NCBI's taxonomy places the organism in Eukaryota, Metazoa, Chordata, Actinopteri, Cypriniformes, Danionidae. The record is from RefSeq and is a predicted model, not a curated record.
AUGUGUGCGUGUGAAUGUGUUACAGGGGGCGCGCUUGGAAACUCCGCUCGUGUUUUACUGUGUGACUUUCAUUUGUAGCAGCAGGCAGGGAGGGAGAAACGCAGACGGGAUAGUGCUCGAAAUCACCGCCACCCGGAAUCGAGUAACUUCCGAGCACUCGCAUUCCAAGCAGACUAGGAGCUGCGGGCAUGAAAUAAGCUACUGCGGGGGACUCGUGCUCGAGCAUCCGCGUGCACCGUCGACUUUUUCCCUCGUUCGUUUUCCGUUUUUGAGCGUUUGCAAGACAACUCCACCGCCUCGAAGAAGCACGGGCGGACGAGCCAGGGAAAGCAGAAGUCUCUCAACUCGCCUCGGGCGAUCGUUCUGCAGGCAUGUCGCAGAAAGAAAGACCCACUUUCUAUCGACAGGAGGUCAACAAGACGAUUUGGGAGGUCCCCGUGCAGUAUCAGAACUUGUCUCCCGUGGGCUCCGGUGCAUACGGAUCUGUUUGCUCUGCGUUUGAUGCAAAGACAGGAUUUAAAGUUGCUGUGAAGAAGCUCUCGAGGCCAUUUCAGUCCAUCAUCCAUGCCAAGCGGACCUACAGGGAGCUGAGGCUACUCAAGCACAUGAGACAUGAGAAUGUGAUCGGCUUGCUGGAUGUUUUUACACCUGCCACAAGUCUGAAGGAGUUUAAUGAUGUGUACCUGGUGACUCACCUUAUGGGCGCUGACCUGAAUAACAUCGUAAAGUGUCAGAAACUGACCGACGAUCACGUCCAGUUCCUCAUUUACCAGAUACUGAGAGGACUAAAGUACAUCCAUUCAGCUGACAUAAUUCACAGGGAUUUGAAACCCAGUAAUCUGGCAGUAAAUGAAGACUGUGAACUCAAGAUUCUUGACUUUGGCUUGGCUCGACACACAGAUGAUGAGAUGACUGGGUAUGUGGCCACAAGGUGGUAUCGUGCCCCUGAGAUCAUGCUCAACUGGAUGCACUACAACGUGACGGUGGACAUUUGGUCAGUGGGCUGCAUCAUGGCUGAGCUGCUGACGGGCAGGACUCUGUUCCCUGGCACCGAUCACAUCGAUCAGUUGAAGCUCAUUAUGCUUUUGGUUGGGACUCCAGGACCCGGGCUGCUAAUGAAAAUAUCAUCAGAGUCUGCUCGUACUUACAUCAGCUCACUUCCUCAGAUGCCCAAGAGGAAUUUUGCAGAUGUGUUUAUCGGGGCAAAUCCACAAGCUGUGGACCUCUUGGAGAAAAUGCUGGUUUUGGACACUGAUAAGCGGAUUACAGCAGCAGAGGCUCUGGCACAUCCAUACUUUGCCCAAUAUCAUGACCCGGAUGAUGAACCCGAAGCAGAGCCUUUUGACCAGAGCUUUGAGAGCCGAGAGCUGGAUAUUGAGGAGUGGAAACGUCAGACAUACGAGGAGAUGAUCAGUUUUGAGCCUCCAGUCUUUGAUGUGGAUGAAAUGGAGUCUUGACCUUUUAUUCUGGAUGGCAGUCAAACCAACUGUACUACUUGUACAGAAAAGCUGUAAUUUGCAGUAUUGUAAUCAGCAAGCCAGUCAGCUGUUUGACUUAUUCUUUUCAUUUACAGUAUAUAUAUAUUUUUCCAAAUAUCGUCUUCUGGGCCAAACAGAAGGAAAAGAUGUCUUAGAAAAUAAUUAUUUUACUCUGUGAACCUCCAAAAAAUGAAAUUAUUUUUUAACAGUUUGCUUGGUCAGUUUCACAAUGUUCGUUUAUGACAUUCAUGCAAGGCCACAUGUAAUUGUAAUGUCUCCCUGAAUAUUCAUACUACUUGGUUGUUCACUCUUUGUACAAUGUAUCACACUUGCAGUAUAUUAUAUUUUAUUUUUAAAUGUUCAAAAAACAUUGUUCAUUUACUUUCUGUUAAAUAUAGAUAUAUUUUUUCCAAUCAAAUGAGCAAUGUAUUUAACAAUUUUACAGCUUCUCAAUCAUUCUGAUGGAUGAAGAAUGUAAAUUGCUGCAUUGGUGAUAUGUUCAGGCUGUUUGUAAAUAUAUAUGCUCCAUUAGGCUGAUGGAAUCUUUACGCAUUUUAUUUUUGAUCUUUUUCCCCACAUAUAUUUUGUGUAUGUUUCUUAGGGAAUGAACAUUUGAUGUUGAUUGUGUGCGUGCGUGCGUGCGUGCGUGCGUGCGUGCGUGCGUGCGUGCGUGUGUGUGUGUGUGUGUGUGUGUGUGUACCUGAGGUUGCUACUGUGAACUGUAUGCGAUCUGAAUGAAUGAUUCUGCCUCCAGUAGCUGUUUUUAAAAUACUAUUAAUUGAAUGUUCAAAUAUGAAAGUAGAGUAAGAUAUUUAUAUACAGUUGAGGUGGUAUUUAUGAACCUGAAAGGCUGCAUCUGUCCGCUUUAGCAUCUGAUAUAGAAAACAUGGACUCAAACACACCAUUGUUUACUGAAAAUAAAGGCCAAUAUUUUUCAGAAA